AAUAUAUUUUAAAAAUAUGAACAAAAAGUUCUGGAAACAGAAAUGUUUUUCAAAUAUUUUUAUAGCUUGAAUGUGUAUAUAACUUUCCUGAUAGCAGUAGUAGCUAUAUUAGGCGAUUAUAUAGUGGCUCAUUUAAAGAUACACAUCUUUCAAGCAAUUUUUGACAAUGCAACACAUGCAAUAAUUGGAGGUUUAUCUUGGUUUUUAGUUUGUAUUAACUACAAAACAGAACUCAGGUCUUCGUAUGUGAUUUUAGAAAUUGGAAUAUGUUCAUUUUUAUCCUCCUUCAUAGACGUAGACCACUUUAUCGCUGCAAAGUCAUUAAGUUUGACGAAAGCUACACAUCUUAGUCGAAGGCCUUUGCUGCACUGUUCAACAUUUCCUUUGUUAACAUGUAUUUUAUUUUUAUUGUUGAGCUACAUUUUUCAAUGGCCGGUGAUAAAACGGUACACAUUAAUUGUUUUCACUGCUUUUGCUAGUCAUCAUACGAGGGAUGCAACCAGGAGAGGUUAUUGGUUGUAUUGGUAUGGAUCGACGCCACCAAUACCCUAUGGUGUUUAUGUGUUGAUAACAUGCAUUAUACCUUAUUUUGUGUACUACACAUGUAAAUAUACAGAUGUAGAUAGUGUUGGUUAUAGGAAGUUGUCUGUGAUAUAAAUUAAAUGUUUAUAGGUCUCAUAUAUUGGUAAUACAUAAUACAUUAAAAUAAUAAAGUAUAAAAAAUUGAAAUUAUUAAAAACCGACUACAAGGACUAACACCUCACGAUUAUAAGCUUUCUUCAAAUUUCAUUAUAAAAAUAAAGUUUACCACCACUUAAAUAAUCUGGUAUAAUUAAUUUUUUCUAAAUAUGCCUUAUAGA
Anoplophora glabripennis (Asian longhorned beetle) is the source of this 860-nucleotide messenger RNA. RefSeq names its product transmembrane protein 267. The transcript has 2 exons. The record is from RefSeq and is a predicted model, not a curated record. Bases 43 to 657 code for a protein of 204 amino acids. Lineage: Eukaryota; Metazoa; Arthropoda; Insecta; Coleoptera; Cerambycidae.